Mesorhabditis spiculigera is the source of this 1230-nucleotide messenger RNA. The record is from the annotation of a GenBank genome assembly. Lineage: Eukaryota; Metazoa; Nematoda; Chromadorea; Rhabditida; Rhabditidae.
AUGCGGUUGUGGUUUAAAAGGGAUCAAGGAACAGAAUACCAUAUGAUGGAGCAAAGAAAGCCCCUUUAUCCCAAUGAGCACGAAACGGACGAUACGGCGAGGAUUCUGGUUGACGGCAGCCAUGGCCACGACGACGAAGAGGAGCAUUGUUAUGAAGAUCAUGCCUUCUACAACGGCUCCAACAACAACGACGACGGCUCACGGACACAUUGUCAUUUGAUGAGAGGAUGGCCAGGUGGACUAUGUCAGGACCGACGUGCCGAGCGUGUGCUAUGGGCUGUCGCCUGCCUAUCUGCGUUUUUCAUAUGCCUCGAGCUGGUUGGAGGCUACCUCGCCCACAGCCUGGCCAUCAUGUCUGAUGCAGGACAUAUGGUUUCUGACCUCGUCUCAUUCCUGAUUUCGAUCUGUGCUAUUCGAUGGGCUCGUGCGGCACCCACUCGUCGUCUAUCAUUCGGAUACGCGAGAGCCGAAGUGCUCGGAGCUUGCAUGUCGCUGAUUAUCCUCUGGAUAAUCACCGUCGUUCUCGUGAUUUUUGCGGCACAGAGGAUUAUCGAGGGUAAAUACGAGAUUGAGGGCAACACUAUGCUUUAUACAUCUGGAGCCGGGGUAAUUUUCAACAUCAUUAUGGCCACCAUUCUUCAAUGUGGCGGUCACGGGCACACUCACCACGGAAUGGCUCCUUCUCACUCGCAUUCUCAUUCUCAUGCCCAUGGUCAUUCUCAUGAUGCUGAGACGUCUUCAGUCACCUCUCAUGCCCAGAAUGUGAACGUUCGAGCCGCUUUUAUUCACGUCGUUGGCGAUCUGAUCCAAUCAUUUGGGGUUCUGAUUUCUGCUGUCGUCGUUAAGUACACCGACUAUCAAAUUGCCGAUCCACUCUGCACAUUCUUCUUCUCGAUUAUCGUUCUCUUCACAUCGAUCCCAGUAUUGCGAGAUAUUGGAACGCUUCUGAUGGAAGGAGUUCCGAAGCACGUCGAUGUCACGGAUAUCACAAAGGAUCUUCUUGGAAUGCAGGGUGUCAAGGGUGUUCAUGAUCUUCACGUUUGGGCGUUGAAUAUGGAAAAGGUGGCGAUGUCGGCCCAUCUGGCUGUUGAAUCGGCCGAACGUGCUGUCUACACGGCGGCUGAUGCGCGGAGAAUGCUGGCUAACAAAUACCCGUUGCACUCGAUUACCCUCCAAACGGAAGUUGCCGAUAAGACAAUGGACACAUGCCAAAGUUGUCGGGAAGUCGUC